This is a messenger RNA of Ctenocephalides felis (cat flea), 2130 nucleotides long. RefSeq lists its product as uncharacterized. The transcript is spliced from 9 exons. The record is from RefSeq and is a predicted model, not a curated record. Gene Ontology annotation, molecular function: protein binding; kinase activity. The coding region runs from base 1 to 2130 and encodes 709 amino acids. Lineage: Eukaryota; Metazoa; Arthropoda; Insecta; Siphonaptera; Pulicidae.
AUGGCAAUAAUCCAUAAAGUAGGAAGCUUGGAGGAAUAUGAAUUAGUUAUCAUGUUUAUCGAUUUUGACAUCAGUGAAAAUAACCAGCUGAUGGGAUUAAAUAUCAAAAGAUCCAACAUAAGGAUAUGGAUACAUGACAAAGAUAUUGGAAAAUUACAGCAAGUACUUUGGCAAGGACAUGGUGAUAAAUUGCGAGCAGAGACUUCAAAAAAUCCACGUGUGAGAAAGUUCUUGGAAGCUGUGCCACAUUUAAUGAACAAUAUCAAAGAUGUCCAUGAAGCUACUGUGGAGAAUAAAUUAGAACAACUAAUUCAAACGACAGAGGAUCCAGUGGUUCCAGCAAUACUUUCUAGCAAGGAUGCUAAUGGUCUCACACCUUUGCACAAAAUGGACGGGCUGCAGGUCUUUGGGCAUUCCGAGCUGGUGGCUUACAUUUUGCGCAGGUGGCCAAAUUCAGUUGAUCUAGCCGAUAAAGAAGGAAGAACGGCGGCACAUUAUGCUGCUGCAGCUCGAGAUGGAGACAAAUGCUUCGAUAUGCUGAUACAAGCAGGAGCUGAUCCGGCUAGAUUGGAUUCGAAACAAAAAGCACCAGGCUACUACAAGGCAAAACCAGCUGAAUUGGAACGAGCCCUUUUAACAGUGAUUCCAGAAGCUCCAAGAGUAGCCAGUAAGAAUUUUCCAUCGGGAUGGGAUUGGGGUAUAUUAUCAGGAGCCUCAUCACUUCAAGGUCUUAGCUCCAAACGGGGAUCACAAAUAUUUGGACCCACCACUGAGAAAAACAACGCUAAGCUGGGACACACACCUGAAUAUUAUAAUCACAAUAACGAAGAAUUAUCAUUGGAUGGAUUGCUCAAGGACUAUGGAUCUGAAGGAUAUGUCAUAAAUCAAAAUUUGAAGGAUAAUGUUCCCAACGACAAGUUCUCAUCGCGCCGCCAACUGGAUGACGCCGAUAGAUUGGCAACUUUGGAGCGCUGCUUCUCCCUGCUUCAAGGAAUACGACUUCAUACUGCAUCGCUUCCUACAGGAACACUAGCUUCUCAUUAUCAAACACCAGCUAUGGUAACAUUAUCCAAAUUCCUUCGACGAGAACCUUUCGACCGUGUCAAGAAACGGGUCACCAGAAAAGAUCAUGAUUUAUUUGAUAUCAUAUGGCCUGGAGUCAAAAAAUUACCCGAAGAACGCGGUGUGAUUUCCUGUUUUGAAGAAGAUUUUAUUGGUGGUGUGUUGAUACCAGAUUUUGAUACUUAUGAGGUUUAUCCAGAAUUUCUUUGGCAGUUUUUAAAACACUUGCACCGACAGAAUUUAAAGUUUGAUUUGCCAAAACAGCCAGAGACUUAUUUUAACGAGAAUAAAGGUUUGAGUGAUCUUAGGCUUGAUGCUCAAGGCAAGAUUUUGAUAUCAAGUGUAAUAGAAGUUUCUAGAAAUUUAGAUUACUAUGAGCUGCCUGUAAAUUUAACAGUCAAACAACUGGAAGACGUUGAGCAAGUACUAACGCAACUUUUGCUAAGUAGAGCUUUUGAUGAGGGUUUGCUCAUACCAAUUUGUGAAGUUAGCACAGGUGCUGAUGGCGAUAGUUUGCAAGAACGUUUGUAUGGUAAAAAUUGGCCAUAUGGUCGUGGAGUUUUUGUGAACCAAGCCCAUGAUACUGCAAUUUGGAUAAAUGUUUUGGAUCACAUUCGUGUUGUAACAUGUGCACCAUCUGUCGAUCCUGACAAAAUAGGACUGGCUUAUGCUAAAAUGGCUGAAGUCACUCGCAGUUUAGAAGAAUACUUAAUUUUCAAAAGGCAUCCAGUUCUAGGAUGGCUAUCAGCAAGACCUUUCUGUAUUGGAAAUGGGUUAAAAUUCACAGUAAUCGCACAUUUGCCACAGUUGACCAAGGAGCCUGAAAAUUUAAAGCAUAUGUGUCAUGUUCGUGGUAUUUAUUCGAGAACUAGUAAAUUAAAUCAUGACAUAGUGAGGAUGUCAAAUCUUCAAAGUCUGAGCGUUACUGAGGACCAAUGUUUUAGAGAUUUUGCAACUGCUGUUAUGAAUAUUUUGGUUUUGGAGAAGGAAAUGGUUUCACAAAAUACUUUGCAUAUAGCUAGAAGUUUUUUGAACUUGUUUCGAAGAAAAACGUCAAUGAAUGGAUAG